GUGGCCCUGAGCUCCCGUUGUGCCGAGCCUUCUCGGGCUCAUCCAAGUGCACAUGUGCUUUAAAACAAUGUCACUUCAGCUUCGGCCUGCGCACAGCAAUUAACCUUUAAUAGUCCUUUGAUUCUAGAUCAAAAACAAAGAACCAGAGAACUUGAAAAGCCCUUGGGAAAAAAUUGUGAUAUUUUUGAGUUCCGUUAUUGCUGCUGCUGUAAUGCUUGUGCUGCCAUCUAGUGGGCAGUGUGAAGUACUCAGCAGGCUUGCGGGGCUUGGAGUCUCUUCCCGGUGGCUAAUUCCUUCCCUACUAUUAAUUUCCAAAGGGCACCGAAGAGCCGUUCGGUUCUGAGCGUUAAAUCGUUAUUGAGAAGCCACUUCGGGAUAGGUUUGUGAGCAGCUUAUGUGACAUUUCAGAACCAGGUGUGACAUGCAAAGGGGUCCUCAGCCUGGCCUGGAACUGGCAGAGAAGAUUUCACACAUUGGCAAACUGAGAGACUUUCUUCUGGAGCACAGGAAAGACUAUAUUAAUGCUUAUAGCCAUAUCAUGUCUGAAUAUGUGAGGAUGACUGACGCAGAGCGAGACCAGAUAGACCAGGACGCUCAGACAUUCAUGAGGACCUGCUCAGAAGCAAUUCAGCAGCUGAGAAAUCAAGCCCACAAGGAGAUCCACUCACAGCAAGUGAAGGAGCACAGGAGCGCCAUUCUGGACUUCACUGAAGAUUACCUAAAAAGAGUCUGUAAACUGUACUCGGAGCAGAGAGCCAUCCGCGUCAAGCGAGUGGUGGAUAAGAAGAGACUGUCUAAGCUGGAGCCAGAAGCAAAUGCAAAGACAAGAGAAUCCGGGUCUUCUGAGGAAGCUUCCCAGGAUCCUUCAAAAGACUCUGCAGAGAAACCCGUCACGGAAGAGUAUCCAGAAAAGGUUCUGACGGAAGUACAGCCCGAGUUGGGAACCUGGGGAGAUGGCAAAGGUGAAGACGAGCUAUCUCCAGAAGAAAUACAAAUGUUUGAACAAGAGAACCAGCGCCUCAUUGGAGAAAUGAACAGCCUGUUUGACGAAGUGAGGCAAAUCGAAGGGAAAGUGGUUGAAAUUUCCAGACUUCAAGAGAUAUUCACAGAAAAGGUUUUACAACAGGAAGCCGAGAUCGACAACAUCCACCAGCUAGUGGUGGGGGCCACCGAGAACAUCAAGGAAGGCAACGAGGACAUCAGAGAGGCCAUCAAGAACAAUGCAGGCUUCCGCGUGUGGGUGCUGUUCUUCCUGGUGAUGUGCUCCUUCUCCCUGCUCUUCCUCGACUGGUACGACAGCUAGUCCUGCCCGCAGGCGGCGUGGCCUCGGCAUCGGCUGUGAUCCUGACCAGGUUUUACCACAGAGCCAUUUGCCGGGCGGGGGUGGGGGCCAGACGGACAACUACACCCCACAAAAGGGACACCCAAACCUGGGGUUUUAAGCCCAUUAGUGGCUGAAAAAGAAAAACAAUGACCAGAAACUGGAAGUGGUCUGUGUGGGGGUCAGAGGCUGGGUGGGUAGAGAAAUAGAUGGGUCAUUGUGUCUCACUGGAGGCCACCCAGGUCUCCACGUCACCAGCUGUCCCAGCUCAGAGGAGGCAGUACCUGCCCUCCCGCAGCCUGACCUCCUGCCUCUGGGCGAAGGAGCUUUCGUGCAGAGGAACGGGCCACGGAGAACUGGGCCUGUCGCUCUUGGCUGUGCACCUGACCCCCUAGCAGAUGAGAAUACCUGUCAGGCCAGCACGGGACACCUGGAGUCCUGUCUGUCCAAGGAGACACCUGAGAGUGGGUGCGGACGGCCCUGCACUGGUCCUACGACAGGCGUGCUGUACAGACGCUGGGCUGGCAGCCUCAGGGACCCUUGUCUUUAUUUGCCAAGAAAAUGUCAGCAGUGUGUGAAAGAAUUGACAGCCAAUAAAUCCGUCUACUAGAAAACACAGAUGGGCCUGCCCUGACCCCGUGGACUUGUCUACAGAUAGAUGGGCGCGGGAACCCUUUCGCACAUGGUUAUCACUGCGUGUGCGCCCCACUGCUCCACAGCGCGAGUGCCGCAGUGCACACGCCUGCCGCAGCCACGGCCUGUUUCCCGACACCCAGAAAGAAAACAUCGUGUUAGAAGCGCGUUUCAGGAAGCGGGAAUGGAGGUGGCCAUGAUCACCAUGCUCGCUCGCAACAAGUCUUGCACUGUUGUCAUUUAUUUCUGAUCUACUAAAAAACAGGGACACUUUCGACACGUCCAUCAAAAACAACACAUUCAAAUAACAUGGAAGAAAAUG
This is a messenger RNA of Miniopterus natalensis, 2276 nucleotides long. It is a transcript of the gene STX18, whose product is annotated as syntaxin 18. Gene Ontology annotation, biological process: intracellular protein transport; retrograde vesicle-mediated transport, Golgi to endoplasmic reticulum. Lineage: Eukaryota; Metazoa; Chordata; Mammalia; Chiroptera; Miniopteridae. The record is from RefSeq and is a predicted model, not a curated record. Gene Ontology annotation, cellular component: membrane; endoplasmic reticulum; SNARE complex. Gene Ontology annotation, molecular function: SNAP receptor activity.